This is a messenger RNA of Olea europaea var. sylvestris, 3998 nucleotides long. RefSeq lists its product as uncharacterized. The transcript is spliced from 15 exons. The record is from RefSeq and is a predicted model, not a curated record. The coding region runs from base 1 to 3396 and encodes 1131 amino acids. Lineage: Eukaryota; Viridiplantae; Streptophyta; Magnoliopsida; Lamiales; Oleaceae.
AUGACCGGACUACGGCAAGAACUGGACCUGAGUUCGGCGGAGGAAUGGAAGUGUUCGGAGGAUGGCGUACGUUACACGAAGAAACUUGAAACCGAAAGGGUGUUUGAAUUCCUCGCAGGUCUCCAUAGCUACCUUGAUGAGGUUCGUGGCAGGAUCGUUGGGCUGCGUCCUUUUCCCUCGCUGCGAGAAGUAUUUGUAGAAGUGAGAAGGGAAGAAAAUUGGAGGAAAAUCAUGUUGGGCGACUCUGGUGUGUAUGGGUUGCCGGCGAUGGAAGCGUCUGGACUGAUCUCCAACAAAUAUGGGCCGAGGUCUAAACAAUCUGGAGUUCCUAAUAUUGGGCCAGCCAAUCGAAGUAAUGGGCAAGGUAAACUUGAUUCUCGAGCUGUUAAAUGUGUUCUGAUCGGAUACUCUCCUACUCAAAAGGGUUAUAAAUGCUUUGACCCCUCAACAAAAAGAACAUUUGCAUCUACGCAUGCAUGUUGGCUACAAGCUAUGCUAGAAGAACUUCAAACUCAUCUGGAUAAUCAUACAUGGGACAUUGUUCCUCGUCCUGAUGGAGUAAAGCUCAUUGGAUGCAAAUGGGUGUAUACUAUCAAACUUCGACUUGAUGGUACUAUUGAGAGGUAUAAGGCCGGUUUGGUAGCUCUUGGGAAUUGGAGCUCCUUACAGUUAAUAGGUUAUAGUGAUGCUGAUUGGGCUGGUUGUGUAACUACUCGCCGCUCAAUUUCUGGUUGGUACAUGUUCUUUGGUGAUGUCCUCAUUUCUUGGAAAAUUGAACUUGGUAUCCCCCAAAUUAGUCAUACUCCACUUCAUGCUGAUAACACUAGUGUUAUUCAGAUUGCUACAAAUCCAGCUUUUCACGAGCGCACAAAGCAUAUUGAAGUAGAUUGUCAUUUUAUUCGUGAAGCUCUUGAUCAUGAUGUGAUCACACUUCCUCACAUUUCCAUCGAGCAUCACACUGCUGAUAUUUUACCAAAGCCUUAUCUUGCCACCACCAAUCUGAAUAAGGAGUCUACUGACUCGAGAUGGAAGCCAGAUGUGCAGGCAUGGACCAAUAAAGGGGGUCGAGGAAACUAUUCAUCACGAUACAGUUCUAAUGAUACUAGUGGUGGAAGGAAUUACACUUCUGUAAAGGAAAAUGCGACCAUUCAAAUUUCAGAGAAAGGAGUUAGUGCACCUCCUUUGCCUACUUUACAGGAGAGCAAAUGGAAUGAAACUUCUGUUAUAAGCCCAGUAACUGCCUUGUCCAAUGGUCCUCCUGGUAUGAGUAGUACUAGUUUUCUACAUGAGACACAUGCAACUGCAAGUAGAGGUGUUGAUCAAUCUGACACAACUGGAGAUGCCAACACAAGUAACGUGGAAGGACUGCUGCCACUUCCGUCCCCCACUGAUUCAAUUAAAAGCACUGAUGUUGCUAAUGGAACCCAUGUGCACCAGAUUCUGAAAUCCAGCAACAGUUUAACACCUAUUAAUUCAGCAACUUCUUCUGUAGCUCGUUUCUCUUCUUCUGAUCGUGUACUAUUACCUUCUCAAAAUAUACGGUCCGCUAGUGCCGUUGACACUAUUAGACAUGAAAUGGAUAGUGAGCAUACCCCCGUUGAGCAAAUUGUAGUUAAUACUAAUGAGGGGAAAUCAGCUUCAGAAGCUUCGGUUGGCGGCUCUGUAGUGCCUCAGAUGCCAAAUAUUUUUCAGCGAGUUGGAAAGAAUCAGCAUUUAGAAUCUCCAAAGACUGCAUCUUCUACAUGUGAUGGUUCAUUUGUUAGUAGGCCUUCAUCUAAUCACAACAAUCGGACACUGAUUGGCCCACAGAAAGUGGUUCCUGGCAAGGAGUGGAAACCAAAGUCUGCAAUCCCCAGUAUUAGUCAGGAUGCUAGCACAACUGCUUCAUCUGAGGUUUCUACAAUUGUUGUAAAGCAUUCUGAAGUGCAGCCAACAACCAGAGUCAUUUCUCAAGUUACUUUAGAGAUGCAGAGGAUGUUGGAAGAGACACCCAUUUUAGAUAGUCAAAACGUGAUUAUACCUAAUCAUCUGCAUGUCCCUGAUGCUAAAAAACUUGGGUUUUGUUUCGGAAGUUUUGAUGCUGACUUUGAAUUAGACAUGAGCCAUAACAGUGGUCCCAAGAGUGAUAAGAGUCAGCCUCUGUCUGAAUCUCCUGAGGCCAUUGAGGGAACUGUCAAGGAGCCAUCUCCAAGUCAGAAUGAGCUGGUAACUGCAGAGGAUACAGAAGCAAAAUACCCUGACAAUCCUCCAACUUUGCACGGACUAGAAAAUUUUUCAUCUGCUGAGGGUGAAGACUCAUCCUCUGUUCUCCCCGAGUAUAAUGAGCCUAAGCAUGAGGUUGCUUCUGGAAGCCAUCAACAUCCUGUGGCUCAAUCAUCCUCAAGCUACGAUUUUGGUUUUAUGCCACCAAUAUUGAGUAGCCGGGUUUCACCUUCGGAAAGUUCAGAAUCUCAAGUUCGCGAUGCUUCUCAAGUUCCAAGCUUUGUUAUACAGCAAUCAUUUGACCCGACAAGCUAUUAUUUGCAAUUAUAUCGGCCUAGUGCACACAUUGAUGGCCGCAUUUCGCCAUUCCAUUCAGCUGGAGCUGCGUCCAAAAUGCUCUCUGCAUUGAAUUUGCAGUCUCCUCAAGAGGGUGGUGUCCCUCUGGUUUUGUCCACUGCUGCUCCAACACCACUCGUGACUCAAGCUACUGGAGUUAUGCAGAGCUCCCAGCAACCACUUCCAGUUUUCCGGCAACCAACUGGGAUGCAUUUACCACACUAUCCUCCAAACUACGUUCCAUAUAGUCCAUAUUUCUCUCCAUAUUAUGUCCCACCAGCAGCAGUUCAUCAAUUCUUAGCUACUGGUGCAUUACCUCAGCAACCUCAGGCUGGAAGUAUGUAUCCAACCCCACCUGGGGCAACUGCCAAAUAUUCAGUUUCUCAAUUUAAGCAGGGGCCUAAUGCAGGAAACCCAACCUACAUGGGAGUGCCGGGCAGUUACGGGCCAUAUGGCCUUUCCAUGGCCAACUAUACUUCCAGUUCAGCCACUACAGUUGUUACUUCAACGUCUAAUGAGGAUCUUGCCGCCCAUCAAGUUAAAGAAAAUAGUCUCUAUGUCAGUGGUCAACAGAGUGAGGGUUCAGGCGUAUGGUUUACAACUCCCAGUCAGGAUAUUUCUUCCUUACAGGCUAGUUCGUUUUACAAUCUUCCUCAGAGUCAGCUUCCUUUCACUCCAACGCAGCCUGGCCACGGCACAUUUGCAGGUAUGUACCACCCUUCACAGGCAGCAGCAACUGUUCACCCUCUUCUGCAACAAUCUCAAACCAUUACAAGUCCUGUCGAUAUGGUUGGACCUCCAACUAGUGUUUAUCAGCAACCACAGCAUACUCAACUCAACUGGUCUAGUAACUACUGAAUGAGGAGACGUUUCUUUUGAAAAUCAAUUACAUUUUAGAGUUCCAAUCUUGAAUCGUCUAAUGUGACGUCAAACAAGUUUUGAUUUGAAGAAACAAGUGCCGGACCCAAGUGUAAAUUUAUGGAAGGAGCCAAUAUAUUGUGACAUCUUUUUAGUCGAUUAAGGCCAGACCAUGCUAGCUAGCCAUCAAUUUCAUGCUUCUGAUAGAUGGUUUGUUUUUCCUUGACAUAACCGGGGAGUCUUUCUAUAGGUUUCGGCUUGAUUUUUAGAGCAUGGGAUGGUUAAAUUAUUAAUUUUCUUUUUCUUAUUUUCUGUAGUUUGGAACCAAAUAGGUACCAUUGCCAGACUCUGGUUAGAGUUUUAUAGGUGUCGUUUCGACUAUUCUCUCUGUAAAUUGAAUAUUUUGUGAUACGAGAGAGGCCGUAUUAAGAACUGUUACAACAGGCCUUGGUGUAUGCAAUCAUUUUUGUGUGUGUGUGAGAGAGAGAGAGAGAGAGAGAGAGAGACUAAUAAGCGUUCUGGCUUGAGAUUUGUGUAUUAUUACAUCAUUUUUGAAGGUUUAUUUGUUAAAUGUCAAUAUAAAGAAACACACUUCAUCUCUU